Molecule: messenger RNA, 631 nt
Organism: Salmo salar (Atlantic salmon)
Lineage: Eukaryota; Metazoa; Chordata; Actinopteri; Salmoniformes; Salmonidae
Product: hepcidin-1
Biological process (GO): defense response to bacterium; intracellular iron ion homeostasis
Cellular component (GO): extracellular region
Source: RefSeq, a predicted model, not a curated record
ACCGCAGUCUCAACACAUGACAGAGAAGUCCCUCAUCCGCUGACACCAAAAGAACAAUCAAUCAACUUUGGACUCGUCUUAGUGCAUUGAAAAUUGUGCGUUGGAGAGCGUCGCUUUUUGGGAACAUUGAAGAGUUCUGAUCUUCCUCAUAAACUGUCACUUCAAUUUCAACUGAUUUCAACAGGACUUUUAAAUAGGCUAUAAACUUCCUAAAAAAAACGAGAAUGAAGGCCUUUAGUGUUGCAGUGGUACUCGUCAUUGCAUGUAUGUUCAUCCUUGAAAGCACCGCUGUUCCUUUCUCCGAGGUGCGAACGGAGGAGGUUGGAAGCUUUGACAGUCCAGUUGGGGAACAUCAACAGCCGGGCGGCGAGUCCAUGCAUCUGCCGGAGCCUUUCAGGUUCAAGCGUCAGAUCCACCUCUCCCUGUGCGGUUUGUGCUGCAACUGCUGUCACAACAUUGGCUGUGGCUUCUGCUGCAAAUUCUAAGGACCUGCCCGCAACAUUUUCUAGUUUGUACAUGUUUGCAAUGUUUUCUUUCUGAGAUGUUGUUUUUGUGACUAUGAUAAUGAUUUAUAAAAUCACUUCUUAUUGUGACACUUUAAAAAAAAUAAACACAUUCUUUGAAUAACAAA